AUGUACAUCAUUGUAGCCAUGCAAAGUACAUCUCUAGGCGGGUCCGUGCCAGCGGCUCCGCGCUUAAUUUUCUGUCUUCCGACGCCGCGUCUUAACCACCAGGCCUCACUCGAUCUCCAACUCCAGAAGGCUCCCAUCCCACCUCAAUUGCCCUCCAAAAAAAGCCAGGGUCUUCAAAAUGUUCUGCCUCCGCGCCAGAGCCGUGCCCUCAACCUUCCGGGCCACCACAUCGGCCAUGCGAACCCCGAUGAACAGAUUCGCCCAAAUUUCGCAACAAUCAAGCACACCCUGCACAAUGUUCUCAUCCCGAUCCUUCUCCUCCCUCCUCUCCACGCCAACCCGCUUCCAACCCUCGCGAACACUCGGCGCCCGCCUCUCCUCGCCAAGCGCAACAACCGCCUCCGCCUUCUCACCCUUGUCAUCACUUCUCUCCCAGAAGGCACCCUCGCAGUCCCGCUCGUUCUCCGCAAGUGCCUCUCUAGGCGUGCGCCGUGUGACGUUCCGCCCGUCACGACGGGUCCAGAAGCGCCGCCAUGGAUACCUGGCGCGCAAGAAGGACAGAAAUGGGCGUAA
Molecule: messenger RNA, 573 nt
Organism: Penicillium digitatum Pd1
Lineage: Eukaryota; Fungi; Ascomycota; Eurotiomycetes; Eurotiales; Aspergillaceae
Source: RefSeq, a predicted model, not a curated record